AAACCGUCUGUGUUCCGGCACAGAAACACAACAGCAACAACUCUCCCCUCUCCAGACCCCACCAACAUCCAAACAAAACCUCACCCCCCAGCAACAGCAAAAAUGAAGCUCUACUUCGCAAGCCACUGCUGCUCCCUGACCCCGCACAUCGUGCUACAAGAGCUAGGCCUACCCUACGACCUCGUCCGCGUCGACAUCCGCACGAAGCGCACCUCGGACGGCCGCGACUUCCUGACCGUGAACCCCAAGGGCUACGUGGCGGCGCUCGAGCUCUCCAGCGGCGACAUCAUCACCGAGUGUCCGGCCAUCGUGCAGUACCUAGCCGACCUCUCCCCCUCGGCCAAGCUGGCCCCCGCCGCGGGCACCCUCGGCCGCGUGCGCCUGCAGGAGUGGCUCAGCUACAUCAGCGGCGAGCUGCACGCGAGCCUGGCCCCGCUGUUCAACCCUGCGCUGCCCGAGGCGGCGCGCGACAUCUUCACGGCCAAGGUCGCGGCCCGCCUGGCCGUCGUCGAGGCCGCCCUCGCGGCCGAUAACAGGGAGUACCUCCUCGGCGACGACGUCGGCUUCACCGUCGCAGACGCGUUCCUGUUCGUCAUCCUCGGCUGGCUGCCGCUUUUUAAGAUCGACCUCGCGGCCUGGCCUCGCACCGCUGCGCUCGCGAGGCGCGUCGAGGCGAGGCCGUCGGUGGCUGCUGCGCUGGCGCGGGAGGCUGAGGCCCCGGAGGUCAAGUGAUUUUGGGGUUAUUUGUGAUUUGGACCCACUCUUGUUGCGAACUGCGGUGGUAUGGAUCAGCAGAAUGGAUCAGCCUUGACGGACUUGCUUUAGGGCCUUACGGUCUUCUUUGUUUUGCAAAUUCUGCUGGUUUCCUACAGUAAUGGAAAACCACAGUAAAAACUCAUCCCGGAAGGAAGCCGGUAUUCAGGACUGGAACGGGCUAGGAGCUCAACCUCCAGACCCCCUGAUGGAAGUAUUUAUAUCCUUACUUCAGCCCAUAGUUAGAUCUUUUGGCCUUACGCUUCAGUUAAUAUAACCUCAGUGGCCUCACUUCUCAGUAGGGGUUAGAUAGAAGGGGAUUGUAUGCGCCACCCUAUUAUAAAGUCAC
Messenger RNA from Phialemonium atrogriseum, 1102 nucleotides. RefSeq names its product glutathione S-transferase. The record is from RefSeq and is a predicted model, not a curated record. Lineage: Eukaryota; Fungi; Ascomycota; Sordariomycetes; Cephalothecales; Cephalothecaceae. The transcript has a single exon. Bases 103 to 732 code for a protein of 209 amino acids.